Messenger RNA from Myodes glareolus (Bank vole), 2739 nucleotides. The record is from RefSeq and is a predicted model, not a curated record. NCBI's taxonomy places the organism in Eukaryota, Metazoa, Chordata, Mammalia, Rodentia, Cricetidae.
AUGGAGCAAUUCUGCAAGACAGUUCCUAGCUUUCUCACCAAACUGUGGGUAAUAGUCGACGACGCCGUUUUGGAUCAUGUGAUUCGCUGGAGCAAGGAUGGUCACAGUUUUCAGAUUGUGAAUGAAGAAAACUUUUCUAAUGAAAUACUACCAAAAUACUUCAAGCAUAACAAAAUAGCCAGCUUUAUUCGACAACUCAACAUGUAUGGUUUCCGAAAGAUUUCACCGCAGAGUGAAAAGACUACUGAGGAAAUGAAAGUUGCCAUGGAAUUUCAGCAUCCACUCUUCAAAAAAGGAGGAGCCUGUCUUCUUGAAAAUAUUAAGCGAAAGGGGCCAACAAUAAAAAUUGACGAUGCCAACCUCUACUCUGAUGAAUUUCAGAAAAUUCUGACUGAAAUGCAAGAGCUUAGAAACGCGCAGAGCGACAUGGAUGCCAGAUACUCACAAAUGAAACAGGACUAUUCAAACCUACAUCUGGAAAUGACAAACCUAAGAAAGAAGUACUGUGAGCAACAGCAGCUGUUAACACAGGUACUCUAUUUUAUCUUGGAUUUGAUGAAUGGAAAUCAUACAGUCCUAAAAAAGAGGAAAAGGUCCCUAUCAUCCAUAUCUGGAGUUUCAGAUUCUGAAUGGCAUCAUCAGUACUUUCAUAUUCCAGAUGACAAGAAGAAAGAAGCUAUGGAGAUAUUAAAAGAUGGUUAUGAACUUAUUGACGACAAAUAUAAAAGUCUUCUUGACAGAGUCUUACCAAUGUUGAAAGAAUCCGAAAACUUAACUUCAUCAGUAGACCAGCCAAGUGAAAAUGAUGGAAAAGACCCUAAUGUUCCAGUUCCUGAUAUACCUGUGAAUGAAGAUUCACUGACCAUUCAUUUAGAUUUGACCAUACCGUUUUUACAAGAAGAAAUAACUGACGAAUACUUUGAACAGGAAUCUGAGGAUAUUAAUUUGAAAUCAGUGCUUUCUUCUCAUGAUUCAGUUUUGGUGGAAGAUACAUCAGACACUCUGUGUAACAAUAUAAUUGACAGUGAUGAAGCGCAUAUGCAUCAUACGAAAGAGGACAUGCUAGAGCUAAAUUCAUUAUUAUCUGAGAAGACAGUGGACUUUGACUUUGAUCAUUUCAAUGAGAGUCUAAGUCUAAUGAAAAACGAAGGAGAAGGAAGUCUGCUUGAAGCCAGUGGGGAAAAAGACAAACAUGUGGAACAAGGCAUGGAAAAAUCUCAGCUUUUACUAUUAGAUGGGACAUCAGUAUGUGAUUUUGGAGAAAAUCUUCAAGAUUCUGGUGACCUCCUUUUGGAUAAUCUGAAGAACCCACCUAAUGUCUUACCAGCUUUAUGUGAUCAUGACUAUAUAACCUUCAACAUUUCCACUACACAAGAAGAUACUGCAAAUACCAUUGAAAAUGUUGUUCCCCAGUUAUCUAUGGAAGCCAGUGGGGAAUCCAAUGUAUUCCCAUUUCUCUUUCUCAAUCCUGUUACUAAUAUUUUUUGAAGAGCGUAUUAAGCUUAAUCUUCAAUUAUAAUUUAUUUUGAAUUUCAAUGAAUCUCACUUCCUGCUGGGAAAUAAAUAUUCCACAGAUGUUGGCUGAUAUAUCUAGCUUCAUCGUGUAUCUUCUGUAAUUUAAAAAUAUGUUAAAAUUGCUACCUCCCAGUAUGAAGACAAGCUUUGACAACUGGGAUGAAAUUCAAACCACAAAAAGAUAAGGAAUAUGUCCAAAUUUUAAAAUAACAAAAUGUUAGUUUUUAAUUUUAAGCCAAUAAUAUUCUAAUACCUUAUUUGUAAUAGUGUUAUUGCAUUUUUCUAAUUAGCAAAUUUAUGAAGCUAACCUUUGCUUAGAAUAAAUAGUCAUUCCAAGAUUUACUGGAACAAAUCUCUUGUAUGAAAGCAAGUGUUUGAGCUAAUGAGAAUGAUAUGGCUAAUGUUAGUCCUUGAUUUUACAGGUUAGGUUAUUUUAUAGCCAUUCUCUUUAUUACAGUCUUACACAAUUUUUGAUUCCUAAAGAAUGUUGAAAUUUCAGCAGAAUUGUAUUUUUCUGUCUACUGGUCAUCUGCUUUGAGAAUCAAAGUCAACACAUUGAUUCUCACCUAAAACUUUGGAGAAGAACUCCAAAAAUCAGACUUUAGCACAGUUUUUACUUAAAGCAUAAAGGAACCCAAUAGCAAGUGACUUAUUAGAAAUUAAAGUAAAAAAUUCAGUCAAUAAUUUCUCAGCUAUUUCUGUCUCUCAUUUCCAAAUGCAUCUUCAGCUUUAUCAGUAUUCUUUGACUCGUAUGUAAUUAUUUGAUAGAAUAUAAUGUUUCAAAAAAUAGUGUGGUUUUACAUAAGGCCGGAGCAGUUUUCAUACAAACUAUUUCAACAUUAACAUCCAUACAUGCCUAAGCAUUGAGCACCAUAGCACUUAGACUCUAGGAUUAUGUUUACUUGAAGAAGCACUGAGGAGCAUAUUUAACGUUUUCUGUUAGUAACCUGAAUGCUAAAACAUCAAGUUCGUAAAGGCUUCGGUCUAUGGCACUUUCCCAAUGCUCUGUUCAUCUGUUAAAACUCACAACAAUUGAGUCAGCUUUAAAAGGAAAGGGAAAUAGCUCAUUGCUUUCAGUGUCUAAUUUUAAAACGUGUGUGUGUGUGUGUGUUUUAAAUAAAAUGGUUUGUUUAGUUUUGAAAAGUGUCGAGGACAGUCCAAGUCUCGUGUAGUUCUGGCUGAACUGUUGCUGUCUUGUUAGUGUACUGUUGCAUACGUCAAUAA